Molecule: messenger RNA, 357 nt
Organism: Iphiclides podalirius (scarce swallowtail)
Lineage: Eukaryota; Metazoa; Arthropoda; Insecta; Lepidoptera; Papilionidae
Source: the annotation of a GenBank genome assembly
AUGGUUGGGUACGGAAUCACCACGAAAACGCUACCUGAUGGAGAAAUCAUAACAGAUGACACUUUGAUUCUGAAAAAACCAUUGCAAGUUUUAAAGGUAUUGGUAAUCAAGUGCGAGGAGGAAAACUACAAAGAUUCACAGUUUUGUCUAGCCCCGCGAUGUGGUCAAGUGGCAACCGUAUGUGGUGGAGACUCCGGUGGUCCUCUUAUACAUCCAUCAGGUAUGAUAGGAGUGCUGGUGCUAUCUGAAGCUACUGGAUUUUGCUUAGAUGCCACGGAGAAACGACGCGUGAGAAUAGUUGGUUAUAUUUCCCCCGUAAGCCGCUACAUUGACUGGAUAAAGAACUCUAUGGAAGAA